This is a messenger RNA of Aspergillus pseudoviridinutans, 1635 nucleotides long. Its product is annotated as putative AMP-binding enzyme. The coding region runs from base 1 to 1635 and encodes 544 amino acids. The record is from RefSeq and is a predicted model, not a curated record. NCBI's taxonomy places the organism in Eukaryota, Fungi, Ascomycota, Eurotiomycetes, Eurotiales, Aspergillaceae. The transcript has 4 exons.
AUGACUCAAGUAGCUACAUUUCCACUGCCCGGCAUAAAACACGGCAAUCGCAUUCUGGUGUCGACAAUUGAACAACGAGCGAAGAACGAUCCAGACAGCUCCUGGGUGUCGGCGCCUAUAGACAACAACGAUCUCUCUCAAGGAUACAAAGAGAUCACCUUCGCAGAGUUCAACAACGCAGUCGACCAUGCUGUUCACUGGUUGCGGCAAAAUCUCCCUGCGUCCGACGAGCCAUUUCAAUCGUUCGCCUAUGCAGGCCCUAAGGACCUUCGCUAUCCCAUUCUUGCUGCCGCGGCUGGCAAGUUGCAGAAAGUGAUGGUGCUCCCAUCGCCGCUGAUUCCGCCCGUAGCGCAGCGUUUGAUUCUGAGCAAGACACAAUGUCAGGUUUAUAUCAGACCGUCCAGCAUGGCGCAGGUAGUUGGUACCAUUUUGGAGGAUGCAUCCCAUAUCCAACAGAUUACAGCUCCUGAACUUGACAGCCUACUACAAGAGACAGCUGCUGAGCCUUAUGUAUACCCCAAAUCCUGGGAAGAAGGGAAGAAUGAUCCCUGGCUGGUGGCUCAUACUUCUGGCACGACAGGAUAUCCCAAACCCAUCAUCUACACCCACCAGAUGAUGGCUGCGUUUGACUUGGCCGCGUCUUUGCCGGACAUUGAUGAAUUCAUGCUGCACCACACUCCUGGGAGACGCUGGUACACACCUCUGCCGUCUUUGCACUUGGUAGGAAUGAUGAUGGUUCUCUCCGUGACCACAUACACGCACGGAACGCUCGUUAUCGGCCCACCUACGCCUCCCUCCGCUGAUACUGUCGUCGAUAUCUUCAAAUACGGACGUGUCGACAGCGCACUACUGACCCCAGCUCUCAUCGACGAAAUGUGCCUAAACGACCGAGCCCUCUCUGCACUGAGGAACCUCAGGCUCGUCAGCUAUGGCGGAGCUCCUCUCUCGCGAAAGUCCGGCGACCUUCUUGCUCCCCACGUCCAGCUCGCUCCCGCAAUCGGAAGCACCGAAGUGGGCGGCUACUUCACCAAGUUCCGUCAUGACGAGAAGGACUGGGACUACGUCGAAUUCCAGAAACACGCCGGGGCGGUCUUCGAGCCCCGUUCCGGAGACCUCCACGAGCUUGUUUUUGUGCGUGUGCCCGAAUGUAAAAUGCAGCAGAUCUUCCUACUUUAUCCGGACCUCGACCGAUUUGAGACGAAGGAUCUGUGGGUUGAGCAUCCCACGCGUAAAGGGCUGUGGAAGAUUGUCGGGCGCAUGGACGACUAUCUCCCUCUGAGUCAUGGGGAUGGGCUUUAUGCUGCAUCGCUGGAGCCGGAGAUAGAACAGCAUCCGAAGGUAAAAUCGGCGCUGAUUGGGGGUCACGGACGGCCGCUGCCGGUGCUUCUGGUGGAGCUGCAUGAUGAGACCGAGGUGGCAUCUGACGGUGGUCGUAAGGCAAUGAUCCGAAGCCUUCAGCCGUAUAUUGACAAAGUCAACGAGCACUGCCAUGACUGUGUGAAGCUGAGUCCGGAGCGUCUGAUCUUCGCCAGUGGAAGCAGGCCCUUCAUUCGGACGGUCAAGGGUAGUGUGGCACGGAUGUCGAGUCUGGAGCUUUACAAAGAGGAAAUAUCUGCAUUGUUUGAGAAUAACUAG